GUUUAUCCAGUGCAGAUAAUGAGUUUUGAGUUUGCAGUCCAUCUUCUCCAGCCCAGACCGCCGACAGCGGGAAUGACUCCCCGACUCCCGAGCGACCCUUCUCCUCCAAGCUCUGACUCGGCAAGUCUUCACCUCUCCCCUCUAGAAACUCUUCAAUUCCUCUCUCUUCAAUCAUUCUUCAAUUGUAUUUGAGUUUCGCUUUUGUCGCAUAAACUCUGUUGCGAUUUCUCUCUAGCGUCCGCCCCUCCUCCGACCAAGCUAGAACCAUUCUCCCCGCCAUCCAUCACCUCUGUAUACAACUUGACUUCGACAACACAUACCCUGCGACUAAAUUUAUCGAGAAUGUCCGCCCCUUCGCCCACUGACUCUGGCAAGUCGGCCAACCCUCUCAAGCGAAUUGACAAUGAGGGACAUGAUCUCCCUCCAUCUCCCGCUCCGUCAAGCCCUCGCAAUGGUCGCAAACGCUAUGCCCUCGCCACCGAACUUGUAUACACAGACAGCAAGGACCAAUAUGGCGCCUCCAGCGUUCCCAUCUAUCAGUCUGCCACUUUCAAGCAGACAUCAGCCAGCGGUGGCCAGCAAGAAUAUGACUACACGCGCUCUGGAAACCCCACCAGAACGCACCUCGAACGACACCUUGCAAAGAUUAUGAACGCUCAGCGAGCGCUGGCUAUCAGCUCGGGAAUGGGUGCUCUCGAUGUUAUUACUCGACUACUCCGACCUGGCGAUGAGGUUAUCACUGGCGAUGAUCUCUACGGUGGCAGCCACCGUCUGCUUACUUACCUAGCUGCCAACCAAGGCAUCAUUGUUCACCAUGUCGACACAACAACCGUUGAUAGCGUGCGGGCACGCCUCUCGGAGAAGACCGCCAUGGUUUUGCUAGAGACUCCCACCAAUCCUUUGAUCAAGGUUGUGGAUAUUCCAUCUAUCGCUCGCUUGGCACAUGAAGUCAACCCCAAGGCUCUCGUUGUUGUUGAUAACACCAUGCUUUCUCCCAUGCUGUUCAACCCUCUUGAUGUGGGUUGCGACAUUGUGUACGAGUCUGGAACCAAGUACCUGUCUGGUCACCACGACAUUAUGGCUGGUGUUAUUGCCAUGAACGACACUCAGAUUGGAGACAAGCUAUUCUUUGUCAUUAACUCCACGGGCUGUGGUCUAUCACCAAAUGACUCUUUCCUGCUUAUGCGAGGUGUCAAGACUUUGGCUAUUCGAAUGGAGAAACAGCAAGCCAACGCCCAAGCCAUUGCAGAGUUUCUCGAGUCCCGUGGUUUCCGUGUUCGAUACCCUGGACUCAAAUCCCACCCCCAGUACGAUCUGCAUUGGUCUAUGGCUCGCGGUGCUGGCGCUGUGCUCUCGUUUGAGACUGGUGAUCCUGCCGUUUCCGAGCGUAUUGUUGAGGCUGCCCGUCUCUGGGCCAUCAGCGUCAGUUUUGGCUGUGUCAACAGCUUGAUCAGCAUGCCCUGCCAGAUGAGCCAUGCCAGCAUCGACGCCAAGACCCGAGCGGAACGACAAAUGCCUGAAGAUAUCAUCAGACUGUGCGUUGGUAUCGAGGACCCGAAUGACCUGAUUGAGGAUCUUUCUCGCGCUCUGGUUCAGGCUGGUGCUGUGACCGUGACUUUGGAUGGUUUCCAUGCUGCUGGCGUAGCCAAGGAGCUUGGAGCAACCCCCCUUGUCAUUCAAUGAGCUACAAAAGUAUCGCGAAGAAGGGCCACGAAAUAACAGGUCAAUCCAAUUGAGCCUCAAGGAACAUUUUGAUUUUUGCAAGCGAAUUCGAUAGUCUAUUGAUUACCAGUUCUCUACCACCGGACUUGUCAUGGUUCUCGACCAUUGACGGAGUGGUGGCAAGGGGAAGUUCACCGCCGUAUACCGCCUCACCGGCAUUUCUAUCAAUAAAAAGUAAAGGAAAAGAAAAGGCCUGUAUUAUCAUCUCGAGCUGGCGUUGGCAGGGAUGAACCACGGAGUUAGAUUUAUUUGUUUUGGGAACCUGCAAUAGGUUUGAGACAGAUCCAGAAAUACGAAAGAUUCAAGAUCGAACAUACCCGUCUGCUGUAU
Molecule: messenger RNA, 2052 nt
Organism: Fusarium oxysporum Fo47
Lineage: Eukaryota; Fungi; Ascomycota; Sordariomycetes; Hypocreales; Nectriaceae
Product: cystathionine beta-lyase STR3
Exons: 2
Coding region: 343-1683 (446 amino acids)
Biological process (GO): transsulfuration; 'de novo' L-methionine biosynthetic process
Cellular component (GO): cytoplasm
Molecular function (GO): pyridoxal phosphate binding
Source: RefSeq, a predicted model, not a curated record